Messenger RNA from Sebastes umbrosus (honeycomb rockfish), 1514 nucleotides. Its product is annotated as collagen alpha-1(II) chain-like. Lineage: Eukaryota; Metazoa; Chordata; Actinopteri; Perciformes; Sebastidae. The coding region runs from base 304 to 1191 and encodes 295 amino acids. The transcript is spliced from 12 exons. The record is from RefSeq and is a predicted model, not a curated record.
CCUGUAAUCAACACAUAAUAGAGAGAAUAUCCUCUUUGUGAGUUUGAAUGUUGAGAAUAAUAAUGGGUCUGUGUACUUUGUAAACUCCUUCUGUAGCAUAAUUGUUGCUCCUCUGCCUGCAAGUCGUGCACUGUUAAACACACAGAAAAAGUCUUUGACUACUCAAUCUGAUACAUCUUGUCAGAAUAUAUAAUUAACCUGGGUGAGACCUAUUAAAGGUAAAAAUUCAGGAUGAAGCAGCAGUACACAAAACAGCACUCUUGCUGACAAACAGUGGACACAGCUGAGGACCAAAAAUCAACAAUGAAGCUCUUCAUGUAUUGCCUACUUCUUCUGUUUGCAACUAUGGUGGUAACUGCUGCCCCAAUCAGAGUGCGAAGAGACAAUGUGUUAAGCUUCCUAAAUGCGCGAACAGACAAUGUGCUAAGCUUCCUAAAUGAUACACUUGGCACAUCUACUGAGGAGACCAUACCUGCAAAUACAACAGCAUAUCGAAACCCUCCAAGUAAACCUGUGAAAGUGCAAGAUUCUGAAGAAACAGCAAACUCAUUCACAGAUACGUCAAAUGAAAGAUCUGCAGAGAGUUCUGACACCAGUGGAUUUACAGGACCUGAAGUAUCUGAUCAAAAUGGAAGUGAAAGCAGAGAUGCAGUGAAAGGUCUUGACAGUGAUGAGAGCAUGAGUUCUGAAGAUGUGGAGAAAGAUAAAACACCAUCAAAGGGGAAACCCAAUGUGGGGCUGAUGGAUAUGAGCAGCAUGCUGGUUCAGGACCAGCAGGGCAGCAGGGAGCACAGUGGACCACAGGGACCACAGGGGCCACAGGGGCCACAGGGGCCACACCAAGCAAGCAGAGAUUUUAACAGUGAUGAAGGAAUGACAGGGAAUGGAAAUUUGUCAGGAAAACCUGUUGUCCGUUUGAGUGGAGACCAAGUGAGUGUCAGUCUCCAAAGAAAGCCAUCACCAGGAAGAGUUCAUGGGGUAAAUGGUAUGCUGGCCCCAGACAGAAGCAGAGAACUGCUGGAUCAGGAUAGUUUGGAGUACAACUAUGGCAGACCUGCUCCAGUGGGUAACAGAGGAGAUAGAGACUAUGAUGAAACCAGAGAGUUUAUCAGCUCUGAAACGUAUCCAAUGGCACCUCCAGAGCACGUGCCCAGUAGCUUCUCUGUUCUGGCAAAGAGUCGAGCCUCCUGAGGAUCAUACAAACUGAUUCUAUUCCUUCCUCAUAAUGAGUCAAGGGCCGCCAUCUGUUGAGUCAUAGGAGGCUGACUGGCUGCUUCCAAAUAAAGUUACUUCUGGGACAUUUUCCAUCCAAAUUUAGAUUUUUACAUGUAUUUUGUUACGUGGUCAUGUGAACAAAUAUAAGAAAUAAAGAGGUUUUGAUCAUUUUGUGUUCGGCUUACUCGUGGAAACUGGUUAAAGCUGCUACAGCGUGAUAUUUGGUACGGAGAUUGUGGUAUCAAAAAUGUCAGAAAAUGAAAUCAUAAACUAUUUUCGAUGACUUAGUACAGAAUAAG